This is a messenger RNA of Acytostelium subglobosum LB1, 4848 nucleotides long. RefSeq lists its product as hypothetical. Lineage: Eukaryota; Evosea; Eumycetozoa; Acytosteliales; Acytosteliaceae. Gene Ontology annotation, biological process: mitotic spindle organization; microtubule-based movement. Gene Ontology annotation, molecular function: microtubule binding; microtubule motor activity; ATP binding. The transcript has 3 exons. Bases 1 to 4848 code for a protein of 1615 amino acids. The record is from RefSeq and is a predicted model, not a curated record.
AUGAAUGCUAUUACUAGUAGUAGUGGCAACUUGGACAUGGACAACUGCAGUGUCAGAGUGGCACUGAGAGUACGUCCACUCAGUAGCAAAGAGUUAACAGAACGCUCCGAAGAGGUGAUCAAGUACGUUGAUCGUGUGCCUCAAGUCAUUGUCGGCAAGGACCAGACCUUCACCUUUGACUCUGUGUUUGGUGGACGAUCCAGACAAGUGCAGGUCUAUGACGAGUGUGUCGUUCCCUUGGUCGACUCUAUAUUCCAAGGUUAUAACUCUACCAUCUUGGCCUAUGGACAAACUGGUUCAGGUAAAACAUAUACAAUGGGUAGUACAUCAACAGUUGGCGUCGCCCCCGAUGAGUUGGGAGUGAUACCAAGAGUGAUUGGCGCAGUGUUUGAUCGAGUGGAGAAGUUAAAGUCAACACAUUCAAUCGUAUUGAAGGUCUCUUUUCUGGAGCUAUACAACGAGGAGAUUAGAGACAUGCUGAAUCCUGAUGCUGAGCCUGGUGGACUUGCCAUUAGAGAGACACCCAAUGGAGAGGUUCACAUACCAGGCCUCUUUGAGGAGGUGGUUCGCAGUCGUUCACAGAUGGAGGAUGCCCUGAUACGUGGCUCAAUGUCCAGGACAACUGGAUCCACUCUCAUGAAUGUACAUUCAUCACGUUCACAUGCGAUCUUCACGAUCAUUGCCGAGCAGACCAUCGUGGAUGCAGACAACGAGGAGAACAACAUCAGUGAGGAGCGCAACCCAACCAUCAGGUCCAAGUUCCACUUUGUCGACUUGGCAGGUUCUGAGCGUAUCAAGAAGACAAAGGCAGAGGGACAGCGACUGAAGGAGGGCAUUAACAUUAACAGUGGCCUGUUGGCACUGGGCAAUGUGAUCUCUGCUCUAGGCGACACUAGACGUGCCAACAAAGCCAAACACGUACCGUACCGUGAUUCAAAGUUGACUCGUAUGCUACAGUCUUCAUUGGGUGGCAACUCUCGUACCCUAAUGAUUGCAUGUGUCAGUCCUGCUGACUCUAAUUUUGAAGAGACACUCAAUACUUUAAAAUAUGCAUAUAGAGCAAGGAACAUUAUGAACAAGCCAGUGGUCAAUGUGGAUCCUCUGACCAAGCAGAUCAACAUGUACAAAGGACAGAUUCAGCUGUUGAAGGAUGUACUCAUCAGCAAGUGCAACUACAAAGAGUCAGACCUUGAUAUUAUUCUACAGGAUGUUGUAGUGGACCUGUCAUCUCCAAUGGCACCAAACAAAACAUUACAACAUCAUCAACAGCAGCAACAACAACAACCUCAACAACAUCAACAACCACUUGCCAAGUUGUCUACCGAUGGGAAGGAACCACCAUUGACACCCAGCAAGAUCUCACAGAACCAACAGUUUGAGGACAGUAUGAAGAUAUCACAGCUAGAGUUUGAGAACAAUAUGCUUCAGGAGAUAUCGAACAAGGUCACCUCCAAGUACAAGGUGCUGCUCGUCAAGUACAAGCAACUCGAGGACACAUCCUACAACUUUAUCAACAACUUCUCACCGAACCGAGAGUCAAACGACUAUCUUGACAUGUUCAACCAGUUCCAGAGCAUAUUGAAUCCAACAAUAGAGUCGACAGCUUCCACCGAUACUACGACCGAUGGUGGAUCAGUUGUUGCUAGUGCUUCUGGAGGAGAUACAUCUGACGAGGAGAUCGAGUCAAUAGAGAAUGUCACCGAGCUGAUUGAUGAGAAUGAGAGGCUCUCCUUGAUGAACCAACACAUCGUAGAGAAGGAGGAGGAGUUGGAGCGUUACUCCAAGACACAGGCGCAGUACCAUCAGAUCAAGGAGAUGUACGACAGUCGCCUCAAGGAGCUCGAGGUGCAGCUGUUUGAGAUGAAGGAGGAGCACGACAAUGUAAUGCGUACGUUGGAGGAGCGUCAGAAGGACAAACAAAAAGACGGCACUGCCGCAGCAGCAACUGGCACCACCUACGACGAUGAGAAGGCCAGACUAACAGCGCACUACGAGAAGAAGCUGGCCGAGUUGAAGCAUCAGUUGGAUCAACACACAAAGUCAAAGAAGGACCACCAGAGAUUGAUGGAGCUCAAGACAAAGAGUGAUGAGAAGAUUGAUGACCUGACUUCAGAGAUCAAGGACAUGAAGCGACAAAAGUCAGAUAUGUUGAAACGCAUGAGGGACGAGUUGAAGAAGCGAGAUGACGUCAAGCAGAACCAGGCAAAGGAGAUGGAGGCACUCAAGAAGGAGGCUAGGAAGAGUGAGCAACUCAUUGGCCAGCUCAAGAAUCAAUCAAAGAAGAAGGAUCAGCUACUCCAGAAGAAGAUUGAUGAGUCAGAGGCGAUCAAGAAGAAACUAAAGGAGAUUGAGUUUAACAAGCUAAAGACAAACUCUGUUGCCGCUCCAGUGCGUGGUGGACGGCAAAUAGUUGCCAAUGGCUCAUCAAACAAUAGCGGGUUCAGACCAAAGGCAGUACAAGCAGCAGCACCAACAGCAGCAGCAACGUCCACCACAACCCACCAACAUCCAUCACAGUUCAGUGUACCAAAUUGGAGAGAGUGGCUACUAUUACAGAUUGGAAAGAAUCUCAGCAAGAACGAGAUGACAGAGACAUUGGAUCGCUACUUGUCAGAGAAGGAUUUGUUUGUUCGAGAGUCCACUCGUCUGAAGCAGCAGUAUGGCAAUGGAGGUAACAAGAUGACCAAGUCAGAGUAUCAAGAGCAGUCUGCAUUCCUCGAGAUGAAUAUCAAGCAACAGAAUGAAAAGAUCUCAAGAGUUCAGAAGGAUCUGGCAUCAUUCUCCAUCGACUACAUGGACUCGACAGAGAUCAUGAGGAAGGUUUCUACCACACCCUAUGAGAAGCUUCCACACCUGAUCCAGGCGUCAUUUGAGCUAUGCGUUGAGUAUGCAGAGCAAACGAGAGCCAAGAGAGAUCAAUUCGAUCAGCGUACUACCUCGUCAUCUCUUCAAGAGGGUAUCAAACAAGCACGAUCCGAUCCUAUCUUUACACUUCAUGACGCACACAAGCAGACAUCAUCUACAUCUUCACCAGUGAUUGAAUCUCUCAAGGAUACCAAUCAUGUUACAAUCGGAUCUAAACUCAAAGACCAUCAACAACAACAGAAACAGACAACAUCAACAACAACUACCACGACAACCACAACUACUUCGACUAAACAAUCACCGAUACCAUCAGCAAAAGUCAACAACAUUCAUCCCUCCUCCUCAUCCUCAUCCUCAUCCUACAACACAGGCUCACCAUUCUCUUCACCUCCAGUUUCUACUGGCACAUCAUCAGCGACCAAAGACUUUCUCCAAGAGAUUGAGCUACUCCAACAGCAAAUCAGACAGUCAUCACUUAACUUUAAACCACUGGGCGACGAUCAAUCAACACUUCAAACAUCACCACCUCCUAUAUCAUUGGCGCAACAGCAACAAUCACCAACUAUUACUGCUGAGCAACAACAUUCACCAACCAUAUCAAUAUCAGCACCAUCUGUCGAAUCCAAAGUCAAUCAGAUUCUAGAUGAUCUUAAACAAUCAAAGGAGCGAUCAAAGAACAGACAGAAGAUGAGAAAGAACAAGAACUCUGCUACGAGUAGCACACAACCCGAUCCAACUGAUCAGUCCAUCAACAGUGGCUUUUCUCCAUCACCAGUCUCGACGAUGAUUGACCAUUCAGAGUUUGACAAUAGUUUACUGGAUGUCGAUAUGGAUCCCAAGAAGUUGACCAGCUCACCAAAGUCAAGGAAGCAGCCGUCAAUGACCACCUCUGGAGAGAGCUUAUCACCACAAUCCCCUCAGAGCGAUGGUGAUGUCUUCUCACGUCUCUCUGCACCAAGACCAGACUCACGUCUCAGACUCUACCGUGACAAGCUCAAGGGUGACACGUACCGCACGGCAAUACUCUCCACCCGACGCCAAGACCUGGGUGAUGGCAACGACAACUUUAUCAGAGCCAACUGGAGUUUCACUGGACACGAUGGUGCAGUGCUUGGACUCGUCUACGAUGAGCAGUCUAACAGGCUGUUCAGUUCGGGACAAGACAAGGUUGUCAAGGCGUGGGACCUAGUGUCUGGUGAUUGUGUCUCUGAUCUCACUGGACACACGGCAGCAAUCAAAGCACUGGCAUUGCAUACAACGUCUGGCCUGCUCUUCUCUGGUGGUGGAUCAGACCGCUUUGUCAAGGUGUGGGACAUACGAUCAGGUAACAAUGGAGCAGUACAACAGAUCAAGGUCCAGAAUGAGCUUCUCUGCAUGGCCUCCUAUGGUAACUUUGUAUUUGGUGGAUUGGAGAACAGCACAGUCAAGGUCUGGGAUGUUCGCUCUCUUCGUUCCCUAAAGACACCAUUGUCAAAGAACCAGUCUGGCUCGAUUCUUUCCCUGUCAUACACAUCCAGGUACUUGGUCACUGGUAGUCGCGAUCACACCGUCACUCUCUACAACAAAGACAGUCUAGAGGUGGUUCAGAAGCUUCAACCCAAUCAUCUGGACGGAGUCAAUGCACUUUGUACCAGCGCUACGAAUGAGGAUAUCAUUUACUCGGGCAGUAGGGACAGGACCAUCAAGAGAUGGGAACCACCAGUGGCACUGACAGCAGCCAACGUUGCAACACCAAACUAUCAACAGAACAAACUUGGAGUGACCACACAACAUCAAGACUGGGUCACAUCACUGGCAUCACACAGCGGACUCAUCUUCUCUGGUUGUAGGGACUCAACUAUAAAAGGUUGGGACCCACAACUGAACAACAACAGUCAUCAUCUCAUUGGACACGAGUCAUCGGUCAACUGUUUGGUCUCUACACGCGAUGUAAUAUUGUCUGGUUCAGCUGAUCGAUCGAUUAAGCUGUGGAAUGUAUUGUAA